This is a messenger RNA of Anneissia japonica, 610 nucleotides long. RefSeq lists its product as uncharacterized. The record is from RefSeq and is a predicted model, not a curated record. The annotation marks the transcript as partial. The transcript has 6 exons. Lineage: Eukaryota; Metazoa; Echinodermata; Crinoidea; Comatulida; Comatulidae.
AUCUUCGUACAAUAACGAGACAGCCUGAAGCUCUGGCUACUGAUGCCUGAUUAGAUUUUAUGACAAGGAAGCAGUUUGAAAGAUGUCUCUGCGGACAAGGAUCAAUGGUUUCACAGCAUGGGUCAAUUUCAGGCUGAAGCCCUAUGAUCAUCUGUUGAGCAAUGUUCUCAUGGACCUACUGAAGGGAACUAAUAUCAAGAUGCUUAUUCAAAGUCUUACCGGUGUGGAAAACAAAAAGCUGCAGAGCCUUGAUGGACUUACUCAGCAACAAAAGGUGACACGCAUGGAGUGGGUAAUAGGGGAACUUAAAGAGAAUGAUGUUAUACCACCGGAUGUAUUUAUUGAUUGUAGAUUGUUUGCAAUGAGACAUGCAGAACAUGUGUUUGAUUUAUUGUGGCGUUUAGUAUGUCAUGAUAUUUGGUUUACGUGGGACAGACUUGAGUACCUUCUUUACAACGAGGAUAAAGUUCUCACCGAAGUGCCAUUUGAGUGGAUUCCUAAUCUUCGUCCGGAAAAGAAGAAAAUGAAAAAGAAAACAAAAGUGACUCGAUCGUUGUUGUCAGGUUUUGGUGGUGGAUCCUUAAUCCCAGAAAGUGUUCCUUCAUCUCCG